Messenger RNA from Dicrocoelium dendriticum, 709 nucleotides. Lineage: Eukaryota; Metazoa; Platyhelminthes; Trematoda; Plagiorchiida; Dicrocoeliidae. The record is from the annotation of a GenBank genome assembly.
CUGUUCUCAAAAUUCGCAAUGGCGGACGACGCUGAACUGGAUUUGCUCAAUCACAAACUGCAGCUGCAGCAGGUUGAAGCUGCCCUGGAAUUAGAUAAAGAUAACCAAGAUUUAAAGAGCUUGAAGGCAGAUUUGGAGGAAGUCAUACGGUUAUCGGUUGAGCUUCUUGGUAAGAGCUCCGAUCCUCACGAGAUCGAGUGGCACGUUGGUGACCACUGCAUGGCAAUGUGUUCUCGUGACAAACUGUACUACAAGGCAACGAUAUUGGAAUUUCUUGGUGAAUCAAGCUGUGUGGUCAAUUUUGAAACCUACGACACCACGGAUGUAUGCCAGCUGUCCCAUCUGAAGCCUGUCACCACUGUCGCCCCUGUGUCAAAGAAAAAGAAGCGCGAUGUAAAGGCCCGUGCAAUCGAGAAGAAAAAGUUGAAGAAAAUAAAACUACAGCAACGUGAGGAAGAGAUAGAGAAUUUAUGCGAGAGCGAAAAGAACCGUUGGCUCAAUUUUAGCAAAAAGGUGUUAAAAAUAGGCAAGACCAGGAAAAGCAUCUUUGCUUCUCCUGAAGCUUUGGAUGGGCGAGUUGGUGUCGGAACGUGCGGUAUUGCUGGGAGACCUAUGACAAAAUUCACCAUGAUCAACCACAACGUGCAUAAAAACUAGUCAUUUUUGUUUUUGUAUAUAAUGUAAAUACAAGUUUGUACAUACUGUUGCC